Molecule: messenger RNA, 1586 nt
Organism: Melanotaenia boesemani (Boeseman's rainbowfish)
Lineage: Eukaryota; Metazoa; Chordata; Actinopteri; Atheriniformes; Melanotaeniidae
Product: POU domain class 2-associating factor 1
Exons: 5
Coding region: 62-976 (304 amino acids)
Biological process (GO): positive regulation of transcription by RNA polymerase II
Cellular component (GO): RNA polymerase II transcription regulator complex
Molecular function (GO): DNA binding; POU domain binding; transcription coactivator activity
Source: RefSeq, a predicted model, not a curated record
AGUCAUCCCGCCACUUUGAUUUUCUCCAGUUCAACUGUUUGAAAUUGGCCAGAAAGGCAGCAUGCACUGGGAAAAAUCACCACCAGCAGCACCGGCACUGGGCCGGUCCAGACCAUACCAAGGAGUCCGAGUCAGAGAUCCAGUCAAAGAGCUGCUGAGGAGGAAGAGAAGCCUGGAGCUCCAUAACGUCAAGACAACGUCCUCUCCAGCGGAUAUGGUGACACAUACCAAUCAGUCAUCGUUUACUCAAGGUACUUUUGGCUCUGAUGCUGCUGGAGGGUCACCAGCUGAGCUUUCAGCUGCAGGCAGUGAUGGAGGGCUACAGGGUGCAGGGUGGAAAGCUGCAACCUCUGUGGCCAGCGCUGGGCUCCAACCUGCUGUAGUGCCCUGGUCUUCAUCCGAUUACAACCAGCAGGACUCCGCUGCUCAGACUCUGACCUACCAAGCUGCCCCUGCCCUCACUGCUGAUGUCUAUAUGCAAACUCUGUGCCCCAGCUACACCAUGCUGACCUACACACACACACCACUGCUCACUAACUUUGGGACAAUACCAGUGGCCCCAGCUCAAACCUCGCUCCCUCAGAUGGACAUCCCUGACUCAGGGUUGGCCUACCUCCCGUGGGCUCAGCCCCUCACCACCAUAUCCACCUUGCCCAAUCCAGGGGUCCAGUUUGCCCCAGGUUCUGCAGCUUUGCCUGGGUCUCCACUGGUCCACAUGCCCUUGUCCAUGUCUUUGACCACCAUGAUCCCACAGCUGGAGACCCAGGAAGUGGACCCUCAGCCCCAGAUCCUGGACCUCCCACAGCAUUCAGACCAUCAAUUGGAUCCAGAAGGUGAAAGUCCAUCUCUGAAUGAAGAUCCAGAGGUCGAGCCAGAAUCACCAAACCUGCUGGAUAAACUGCUGGAGAAUCACAAGGAAGACAGUGAAGAAGACAAGGACUCAUUCAGCAACGCACUCUUCGUACACAAUGUCUGAAAACAUCGUUUUCUGCAUGUUUUCCUCUCAGAGACCAUGUUCUUCUAGACUUUUCAGGCAUAUGUUUUCACUUGACGAUGACAGUUAUUCUCUCUAUUAUUAAUAACUGUUUGCAUUUACAUUUGCAGAUGUUUGCAACCCUCACAUAAGACUUAACCCCCCCCGACGAAGGAGCUGCUAUGUACACACAGCUGCAGUCAACAUUCAGGAAAUAUGCAUUUUUCUCAGAAAAGCAAGAAAAAACUUGCUUGGUUUAUAAAUUUAGAUGCCUGUUGGGUGGGAAACUCCUGCACCUAACUUUCACUGCUGGUUGAUCCACUGUGUGAGGGAUGGAGAGGGAAAAAAGGCAGAAGAAGGAAAAUGAAAGAUCAAAUCACUUUUUUGGGCUAGAAAUUUCCAAAAUACGUAUUUUGCAAAUGAGCAUUAUGUUAAAGUAACUUUUAACUUUACCAUCUUCAACCUUAUCAAGAUUUGCUGUUUUAGGAAAUUUUAAAGGCUGUUGUUGCUUUUCUAACAUAUAUUUAUAUUUCAUUUAUAGUUGUUAUCGGCUCUUUUCUUUUUGCUAUAAAACCCAAACAAAUAAAAAUGCAUUGGCUGCAUGUGCUCAGAG